Molecule: messenger RNA, 2571 nt
Organism: Paramecium tetraurelia
Lineage: Eukaryota; Ciliophora; Oligohymenophorea; Peniculida; Parameciidae
Exons: 3
Biological process (GO): cilium assembly
Cellular component (GO): axoneme
Molecular function (GO): protein binding
Source: RefSeq, a predicted model, not a curated record
AUGUUUAGUAAGAAAUGGGUUAACAUAUUUAGUGAUUGCAUAGCGUUUACUGGAGACAAAUGGGAGUUGCUAGAAUAAGACACAAUUGGCUUUUUGGCUGGAAAUUGUUUAGAUACUUUAUGUAAGUGGAAUCUAGAAAACAACAGCAAGACCUUUGUGCAUUCUUAGAGAUAGGGAUUCUAAUGUUUUACAGUUCAUUACAGGAAAAACAUAUUGGUUGUAGCAGAAUAUGGACUUAACCCAUUAGUUCAUGUUUAUGAUAAUGAAAAUGAAUAUGACUUGGUUGGAGUGAGUCCAUUGGAAAUACUCUAAAUGGAAGUAUCAAAUUGUGGACGAUAUUUGUUGGUGAUUUUGGGAGUGCCAAAAUUUGAAAUCUGUUUAUGGGAUCUAAAAGAGAAGUGCAGAGUCAAAGGAAAGUUUAGUUAAUUACCCUUGAAGUUGAAUUUCAUAGAGGCCAAAUUCACAAUCUUAGGUGAGCGAAUUCUAAUUCGAUAUGCAAAUGAAUUGCAAUUAUAUUAAAUUACACCACAUUAUGAUAAUCAAAUUCAGAAAUAAGUCUAAUUAGAAUUGGUGACAUCAAUUGAAUUAUCAGCUCCAACAAUUAUGGUCUAGGAUUACAAUCUAAUUGAUGAUUCAAAAUCACAAUUCGAAUAAAAUAACAUCUAUUUAAUCUAAGGAAACGUAUUGAUUUAUUUAGAUGGAACAAAUUUGAAUGAAAUUGUAAGACACGAAUGCCAUUCAGAAAUAAAGCACUUAAUACCAACGUAAGUCCAUUUGAUUGUUGUAUAUGUUAAUUCAAAAAUUGAAUGGUUGUACAAAUAUAUAACCAAUAACUUGGAAGAUAAAGUGGCUGUACCAUUUAAAGUGAAUAAGAAAUAUAAUUUACAUGAUCACAGAGAAGUUAAAAAAAUAAUGUACAAUCAAUAAUGCACUAAACUGAUUUGCUCAUAAGACAACGCUACUCUCUUUAUAAUCCCUAUUCCUGCAGAAGGCUUUUUGGGAGAAGAUGAAGCCUAAGUUGAUUAACAAGAAGAGGAUAAAGUCAUAGACUUGACUCAUGAAAUUGAACCAGUUAAGUUAGGUCCAUUUUAAAAAGGAGUCAUAACAUUUAUCAGAGAAUACAAAUAGCUUAAUGUGAUUGUAUGUGGAUCAGACUAAGGAGUCGUUUUAUUUAUGGAUGUGAUAACAAAAUUACCUUUGAGGAGCUUUAAUAUUGAAGGCAAAAUAAUUUCUGGAGAAUUGAUAGAACCAAACUUAAUAAUAGGUACAUCAGCAGGAGUAUUAAGAUUUUAUAAUGUUGCUGACAUUCGUUAGCCAGUACUCUUCAAGAUGAUAAAACUUUAUAUUGAUAAAGCUAUAUCGAGUAUUAGUAUUAAUGACAACAAUUUGGCUGUUUGCAGCAGUGAUUCACCAACAGUAUUUUUCUUUUAAAAUGAAAAUUUGAUUGGUUUUGUAGAUCUCCCAUUUAAUUGUCAAGCAAUUGCUUAUGGAAAAGGUUAGUUAUUUUGUAUAUGCUCAUUUUUAUUGUUGAGCUUACCUCAACCAAAAUAAUAAUAGUCUUUGAAAUUGGAAGUGCAAAUAAUGGGAAGAAAGAUAGACCCAGAUUAGACACUCCUGAUAGUUACACCUUAAUAAGAGGUAAUAACAACAGGAAAGGAUAAGAUCUUUAAGAAAUAUAAGUUUCCUGAAGAAUUAUUAUCGAAAAUGGAUUUAAAAAUGAGAGUUGCAAAUUAACCUCCAGUAGAUGAAUAGGAUGGCCAUCAAUUACCGGCUACAUGCUUGGCGAUUAAAGACUUUCUAUACUCUUCCGCAAAGGAUGGCACAAUAAUGUUUAGAAGUUAUCAACAAUUAAAUUAAGAUGUCAGAUUAUUGAGAGGACAUAAUUUGAAAUCUGGUGGUGUCUCUACUAUAUAUGUAUCAUAGAAGUAUAAGAUGAUAUAUUCUGGUGGUUUUGAAGGAGAUAUAUUCUGGUGGACAGGAGAAAAGAUUAGAGGAGAUUCAGAUGCUGCUUAAUUGAUGAAGAAUAAUUACAAUGCUCCUAUAGAAAUUUUGGAUAUGCCCGAUUAGGAAGUCAGAUAUUACUAAUAAGUUUUGGAGAGUGAAUUUCUUGAAUAGUAGGCUCCUAUUAGAGAAUAACAAAAGAAAUAAACAAAAGAUCUACUGAAAUAAAUUCAAACUAAAUUAAAUGCACUUUUACAAGAAAAUGCUGAGGCUGAUGAAUUAGAAAGAUUAUAAAGAGAUGAAUUUGUUAUUGAUUUAUAUGCUCGAGAUGCUAUUCUAGAGGAUGGCAAGAAAUAAUAAUAGGCAUUAAGAGAUUUAGUCAAGAAAGAAAAUGUUAAGCAAGAGAUUCUCUAUUAGUUGAUUAAAGAGAGAACUUGGGAUUAAAUUGAAAUUCCUAUGAAAGGCGUUAAUGGGUUGAUUUAACAUAUCAUUGUUACCAAUUAUCAUAUUAGAGUUAGAUAAUCUGAAGAAAUGAGAAAAUUAAAAUUAAUUAGAGAAUUAAGAAAAUAAGAAAUUAGAGAACUCAAAAUUAGAAAAUAAUAAGCAAAUUAAAGAAGCAUGGAGUAUUGA